AGCCAAGACAAGCAUUCUUCCCGCCACGCCGGCGGUGGUUUGAGUUAUUCCUCGCGUGUUAACCGCAACAAAGCAUGGUUGCAACAAGAUCUCAGCGGAAGUCUGGGAGGGUGAGUCCAACCGAUCCACCCAUCAAACGUCAAAGCCCUGAGAAACCCUUGAGUGCCACAAAAAUCCGUAAGGUGCGAGACAGUCCCAAGGUACGGCAGAGUCCCAUGGUACGAGACAGUCCCAAGGUACGAGACAGUCCCAAGGUACGAGACAGUCCCAAGGUACGGCAGAGUCCCAUGGUACGAGACAGUCCCAAGGUACGGCAGAGUCCCAUGGUACGAGACAGUCCCAAGGUACGAGACAGUCGCAAGGUACGAGACAGUCCCAAGGUACGAGACAGUCCCAAGAUACGAGACAGUCUCAAGGUACGAGACAGUCCCAAGCCGGAACAAAGCCAGAGCCCUGCUCAGGAAUCGAAGGGGGACAUGCUGGCUGAUACCGGCAAGCUUCCUGACGACAUUGUUAGUCAAAUCGCAACACUCCCAGAACCAUCCUUAGACAUACACUCCGGCCGACAGAAAAAACAACCCAUUAGCAAAGCUCCCGCCGCACAGAGUUCAACUGGGAAACAGCGAGGAAGUGUCCUCCGUGGUCGCAUCCAGUUACAAGCAGUAGAGCUGAGCAGACGGGCUCCUGUGCCAGACAAAGCGAAGGCAUUCAAGCACGAUGCCCUCUUUGGGUCACACACCCGGAGGACCACAGCUACUUCAUUGUUGGGCCAACAGCGGAAGAGAGCAGUCAAGAAAACUUAGCAACAGGCUUUUCUUACGAAAAUCAGGGCGUCCUGCCAUCAUUGAGUGUAUGAAAGCAGGGAAACAAUAAAUGGCUUCUGAAUUAAA
Molecule: messenger RNA, 890 nt
Organism: Ixodes scapularis (black-legged tick)
Lineage: Eukaryota; Metazoa; Arthropoda; Arachnida; Ixodida; Ixodidae
Product: cell surface glycoprotein 1
Exons: 4
Coding region: 75-803 (242 amino acids)
Source: RefSeq, a predicted model, not a curated record